Molecule: messenger RNA, 1181 nt
Organism: Dictyostelium purpureum
Lineage: Eukaryota; Evosea; Eumycetozoa; Dictyosteliales; Dictyosteliaceae
Exons: 1
Coding region: 1-741 (246 amino acids)
Biological process (GO): transcription by RNA polymerase II
Cellular component (GO): nucleus
Molecular function (GO): transcription coactivator activity
Source: RefSeq, a predicted model, not a curated record
AUGGCAGGUAAAAAAUUUGGAGCAAACAGUAAAUCAGAAGAAGCUCGUGCUAAAAAAAACGAAGUUAAAAAGAAUGAAAACGAAAGAAAGAUAAAAGAAAAAGAAGAUAAACUCUGGGAAGAAACUGAUGAAAAAAUUAUAACCAAACAAAAAAAACUUAAAGAAAAAGAAGAUAAGAAAAUGGAAGAAUUGAAAAAGAAAAAAGAGGCUAGAGAAUUAUUAAAAAAAGAAGAAGAGGAAAAUAGAGCUAAAUAUGGUAAGCCAACUGAUACCAAAGUUACUCGUUUCGAAAUUAAUCAACAAAGAGAAAAAGAACAAAGAGAAAGAGAAAGAGUUGCUGCUGCUAAUGCUGACCCAAGAUUAGUUGUCCCAAAGACUACUACUACCACUACUACAUCCUCUGAACAUAACUCUGAUGAAGAAGAUACCUUUGACCUUGAAGAAAAUAUGAAUCAUAUCCUUCGUGAACAAAGAUUAAAGGAAGGAGGUAAUGCUAUUGAAGCCAGAGAUAUUAACGAUGCUAUCGGUGCCCUCUCUAUUGAUAAAGGUGCUGACCAACACCCAGAACGUAGAAUGAAAGCUGCCUUUGCUGCUUACGAAGAGGUUAACCUUCCAAUUCUCAGAAAAGAAAACCCAAGUUUAAGAUUAACUCAAGUUAAACAAUUACUUUGGAAAGAAUGGUUAAAAUCUCCAGAAAACCCAAUCACACAAGCUAAACUCCAACAGCAACAACAACUUUAAUAAUAUAUUUAAAAUCAAAUAAUUUUAUUAGAAAUAAUCUAACCAAAUAUUCAACAAUAAUAAUAACAAUAUCAAUAAUUAAAUUAAUAGUAUUAGUAUCUGUAUAUAAUAAUUGCUUGAUUUUAAACUAAUUAGAAAAAUAUAAAAUUUAAAGAAAAAAAGAGAAUUUAAAAUAUAAUUAAACAAAACUCUUUUUAUUUCUUUUUUUUUUUUUCUAAAAUUUUAGAAAUCAACAAUUUAAAUUAAUACAUUUAAAAAAACAUUGAUAUUUUAUUAAAGGUUAGAUUACAUUCAGUUAGAUUUUUUAGAAGAAAAGAAGAAAGAAAGAAAUAGUAGGGCAGAGAAAAUUAUAAAUUUAAAAUUUUUUUUUUUUUUUUUAUUUGAAACUUUUUUUAAUUAAUAAUUUAAAAUAAAGUUUAAUGUAUAUAAUAUUUAAAACU